AAAUUCUGUUAUUGAUGCAGACAGAAAAUGAGCAGGUUCUUGAAUAUAAGAAAAAAUUAGAAAAACUCAUACGAAAUGCUAAAUACAAGAAACAAAUAAAUAAAAACAAAUAUACUCCUAAGAACUUGUGUUACGUAGUUAAUAAACUCUAUACAGGCAGUUCUAAAUGUGCAGUUAAGGAAAUAGUUGAUGAAAAUAAAUUAUGUGAUUCGCCAAUAACAGUUGCGAAAGGGUUAAUGAUUUCUUUGUAAAUAUUGGCAAAUACUAUGCUGAACGCAUUGUGAGGCCAAACAAAAAUAGACCGCAAAGGAAAAAUAAACCAAACAUUUUUCUUAGAGGCGGUAGAUGUAACUGAAG
Acanthoscelides obtectus is the source of this 357-nucleotide messenger RNA. Lineage: Eukaryota; Metazoa; Arthropoda; Insecta; Coleoptera; Chrysomelidae. The record is from the annotation of a GenBank genome assembly.